Cladophialophora yegresii CBS 114405 is the source of this 882-nucleotide messenger RNA. RefSeq lists its product as uncharacterized. The transcript has a single exon. NCBI's taxonomy places the organism in Eukaryota, Fungi, Ascomycota, Eurotiomycetes, Chaetothyriales, Herpotrichiellaceae. The coding region runs from base 1 to 882 and encodes 293 amino acids. The record is from RefSeq and is a predicted model, not a curated record.
AUGCCCGCCACUUUCAAAGCGCUAGUGUGGUUCAUCACCGGCUCAAGCGCAGGGCUAGGGCUUGCGCUCACCCGUUAUGCAAUGGCACAAGGCCACACCGUCAUUGCAACCUCUCGCAAUCCAUCCAAGACGCCAGAGUUGGUGUCUGAAGUCGAGAAGAGCGGCGGCAAAUGGGUCGCCCUCGACACGACGCAGCCAGAAGAACAACUCACCAAGACAGUGCAGCUUGCAGAGUCUUUGUUCGGCCGAAUCGACAUACUCGUCAACAAUGCUGGUAUGAGCGUGCUCGGAGCUUUAGAAGAUAUACCAUCUGCGGACACUGUAUAUCAGAUGCAGGUCAAUUUCCUUGGCCCCCUGAGAAUCAUGCAAGCCGUGCUGCCAGGGAUGAGAAAACGAAGAUCAGGCGUGAUCAUGAACGUCUCUAGCGCCCAGGGUGUCGCCGCGGGCCUUGCCUGUGGUGUGUACGCAGCAAGCAAAGCCGCGCUAGAAGCAGCUUCCGAAUCGUGCAGUCAGGAGGUCGCGCAGUUUGGGAUUCGCGUGCUGAUCAUUGUGCCUGGGGCGUUCAGGACUGACUUUGGCAAGUCCAACGUGAGCAAGCAGAUAGUGCCCUCAGAGGAGUAUACAGGCAACCAUCCUGUGAGUGCCAGACUCGAUCAUGUCACCAGACUGUCCACCACUGCAAUGGGAAGCCCGGCCAAGGCCGCUAAAAUCAUGUUCGAGGCAGCCACGGGAGAGGGUAAAGUUGGUGAGCUCAUCAAGAAAGAGAGUCUGUUGCGAGUCAUCAUUGGGCCUGACUGCUGGAAGGUGGUGGAUAGAAAGAUCAGCGAGCUCCGAAGGACGACAGACCUGCUCGUGGAUGUUGCCGCAAGCACAAACUUUUGA